Homalodisca vitripennis (glassy-winged sharpshooter) is the source of this 957-nucleotide messenger RNA. RefSeq lists its product as uncharacterized. The coding region runs from base 1 to 957 and encodes 318 amino acids. The transcript has a single exon. Gene Ontology annotation, molecular function: nucleic acid binding. NCBI's taxonomy places the organism in Eukaryota, Metazoa, Arthropoda, Insecta, Hemiptera, Cicadellidae. The record is from RefSeq and is a predicted model, not a curated record.
AUGGGCUACAGAUGGAGAAAGACCAAAUCAAACAAACAUAUUCUCAUGGAAACCCAGGAUGUUGCUUACAAACGAUUUGUAUAUUUGAGAAAAAUUCAAGAAUACCGGAAGGAGAAACGCCCCAUAGUUUUUACGGACGAAUCUUACAUCGAUUCAGCUCAUGUUUCCGGAAAAGGUUGGUCCGAUGACUCAAAUGCAGGAGUGGCGGCCCCAUUGUCCAAAGGCGAGCGACUUAUUUUUCUACACGCAGGAGGAGAAAUGGGCUUCGUGAAAAACUGCUUGACAAUGUGGAGAGCCAACAUAAAAACAGGAGAUUAUCACGACAAUGUGAACGGCAAGAUGUAUUUUAAAUGGCUGACGGAAAAAUUAAUUCCAAAUGUACCUCCUCGGACUGUUGUGGUUAUUGACAAUGCAUCUUAUCACAAUGUCCAAGUAGAUAAGUGCCCAACUUCGAAGAACACUAAAUCAGAAAUGCAAGAUUGGCUAAUACAGAAGAAUAUUGCAUUCUCAUCGUCAUCACUCAAGGUGGAGCUCUACGAGUUGAUUAGGCAACACAAACCGGCGCACAUUCGCUAUCAAAUUGACGAGAUUAUGAGAGAACAUGGACAUGACAUCCUUAGGCUCCCUCCAUAUCAUCCCGAACUCAAUGCCAUAGAGCUAAUCUGGGCUGAUGUAAAAAACUGGGUUGCAGCUCACAAUGUGACUUUUAACAUACAUGAUGUUGAGCGCCUUGUGAACCAGAAGUUUGAAACCAUAACUGAAACGGACUGGAAAAAAAUAUGUGAAAAUGUGAAGAAAAUGGAAGAGAAGUUCAUAGGAGUUCAAAGUCAACUGGAAGAUACCAUUGAAUCUUUUGUUAUCGAUCUUGGUGCAGAGUCCAGUGAAGAGGACAACAGUGACUUUUCUGAAGAUGACAUUGAAGACGGGAAUUUGUCAGGGAUCGAAGAGUUGAUUUAA